AUGUCAAGCACAAAACAAAACACCGCAAUCUGGGCCAACGAAACCGGCGCCAUCGUCGUCGAGCCCGUCCCCGUCCCCGCCCCCGGGCCGGACGAGCUCCACAUCGAGGUCCUCUACUCGGGCGUCAACCCCACCGACCUCCGCACCCCGCGCUUCUUCGGCUGCACCCGCCGCGUCCUCGGCCAGGAGUUCUGCGGCCGCGUCCUCCGCGCCCCCGCGCCCGGCCAGCCCUUCUCCGAAGGCGACGUCGUCGCGGGCUACACCGAGGGCGGGAAAGACCGACCCCUCCAGCAGGGCACGCACCAGUCGUACAUCUCCCUGCCCCCGCAACACAGCGUCUUUAGAGUGCCCGGCAACGUGCCGCACGCCGACGCGGCUACGUUGACGGUGGCGGUCAUGACGGCCAACGACGCGCUGUAUAACCGCUUCGGUCUCCCGCUGCCGUCGGAGGCGGGGGCGGAGGGGGUGGUGGAGGGGACGUUGGUCGUCUGGGGAGGGUCGACGUCGGUUGGUAUGGCGGCCAUCCAGCUCGCGCGGGCCAGCGGGGUUCGGACCAUCGUCGCGACGGCGUCGCCCGCGCGCCACGAGCUGCUGAAGAGGAUCGGGGCUACGGAGUGCUUCGAUUACAAGGACGACGCGGUCGUGGAGAAAGUCAAAUCGGCCAUUGCCGCCGCGGGCGCGGGUCCCGUCUGGGGCUUCGACGCGGCGGGCGUCCCGGGGGUGUCCCAGAAGUUGCUCUCCGGCGCGGUGCCCGACCACGGAGACGUCCGUCUCGCGACGGUGUUUUUGGUCGUGGAGGAGGACGAGCGCUUUGAGGUUGUUCUCGGGUCGCGGCACUAUGAUGUCGAGUUCGACAUUCCCGGGCGCGAGGGGGGUUUGAUCAGGUUCCCAGCGCGGCCGGCGGAGCAGGAGAGGAUGUGGGAGGCUUUGAUGUGGGUUCUGGAGCACUACGGUGCCGAGUACCAGGCGUUGCCUGUGCGUGUGUAUGAUGGCCCUGCGGAGGGUGCUUUGGAAGAGAUUGCCAAGGUCGCGGAUCUGGGGACGUUUGGGAAGGUUGUGUUGAAGCUGCCGUUCUGUUGA
This is a messenger RNA of Colletotrichum karsti, 1080 nucleotides long. RefSeq lists its product as uncharacterized. The transcript has a single exon. The record is from RefSeq and is a predicted model, not a curated record. Lineage: Eukaryota; Fungi; Ascomycota; Sordariomycetes; Glomerellales; Glomerellaceae. Gene Ontology annotation, molecular function: oxidoreductase activity, acting on NAD(P)H. The coding region runs from base 1 to 1080 and encodes 359 amino acids.